Molecule: messenger RNA, 1162 nt
Organism: Rhopilema esculentum
Lineage: Eukaryota; Metazoa; Cnidaria; Scyphozoa; Rhizostomeae; Rhizostomatidae
Product: mitochondrial carnitine/acylcarnitine carrier protein
Biological process (GO): carnitine transmembrane transport; mitochondrial transport
Cellular component (GO): mitochondrial envelope
Molecular function (GO): O-acyl-L-carnitine transmembrane transporter activity
Source: RefSeq, a predicted model, not a curated record
UGUGCUUAGACACGUCUUCUCUUCCUCUUGCUGUUGUUCAAAAAAUGGCGGCAACCGACGUUGUAGAGGUGGAGGAGAAUGUUGAGCAUCCAGCCAAAAAUCCUCCAUCCGCCUUGAAAAGUUUUCUUGCUGGUGGUGUUGGAGGUGUCUGUUUGGUAGCUUCGGGGCAUCCACUUGAUACAAUAAAGGUGCGUCUACAAACACAACCUAAAGAUGCACCUUUAUAUUCCGGAGUCAUUGACUGUGCCAAGAAGACAAUAUCAAAGGAGGGCUUCAAAGGACUAUAUAAAGGAAUGACAGCACCAAUAAUUGGUAUAACUCCACUUUAUGCUGUUUGUUUCUGGGGAUUUAGCAUUGGAAAAAAAUUGCAGAUAAAGAAUCCUAACGAUGUUUUAACACCUUUGCAAAACUGGAAUGCAGGUAUGUUAGCUGGUGUUUGUACCACCGUUAUCAUGGCACCAGGCGAAAGAAUCAAGUGUCUUUUACAGAUUCAAUCAGGCGGUGACUCAUCAAAAGUCAAAUAUGCUGGGCCUGUUGACUGUGCAAAACAAAUAUACAAGGAGGCUGGCCUUUUUAGAGGGAUUUAUAAAGGAACAUGUGCAACUCUUUUGAGGGAUGUUCCUGCGUCUGGUAUGUAUUUUAUGUCUUACGAGCUGCUACUAGAGAACAUCACGCCAGCGGGACAAACGAGAGAACAGCUCAGCCCUCUAAGGAUUCUUUUUGCGGGAGGAACUGCUGGAAUUUUCAACUGGAUGGUUGCGAUUGGACCUGAUACUCUCAAGUCAAGAUUGCAAACUGCACCUGAAGGAACCUACCCAAAAGGAAUUAGGAGUGUCUUCAAAGAACUGGUGAGAAAUGAAGGCCCAUCUGCCCUAUUCAGAGGCCUUACCCCUGUUAUGGUCAGGGCGUUUCCCGCAAAUGCUGCAUGUUUCCUAGGUUACGAAUUUGCAAUGAGAUUCUUGAAUUGGCUGUUACCAAACUUCUAAUAAUAUUUGUAUAAUUUUUUAAAUAAUUGUAAUGUUUGUUUAAGGUGUUUUAUGCAAGGUUUGUCAACUCCACGUUAUAAGCGUCUACAUCUCUUGUUAUUUACAUGAAAGAGUGUCUCAUGUUCAAUGAAAUCAAAUAGUCACAACUUGUUAUUUAUUUUACUUGCUUAGAGUAU